Meloidogyne enterolobii is the source of this 447-nucleotide messenger RNA. The record is from the annotation of a GenBank genome assembly. NCBI's taxonomy places the organism in Eukaryota, Metazoa, Nematoda, Chromadorea, Rhabditida, Meloidogynidae.
AUGAAAUGCUGGAGUAUUGAGCAUGUAUUCAAUCAUCCGUGGCAUAUUGUGGUUGGUGCGGCUUUUAAAAAAUAUCCGAAUCCAGAGAAUGAAGAUAUUCUUGGGAUCGAUGUUAUUAAACAACGUUUAAGGAAUGGUGUGCUUUAUUCUGAAAGAAUUAUUCAAUCAAAUUUUCACAUCCCUGUCUGGGCUAGCAAGUUGGGUGGAUUCAGUGGUCAUCAAUAUUCUCUUGAAUCUACUCAAGUUGAUCCUAAAAAUCGGUUAAAUUGUUAUCAUCUUUUACGGAUUGAUGAACGUUUGACUUAUACUUCAGCUGCUGAUACUGCUCAAACACGUCUAAAACAGGAAACAACAAUUUCCGUCAAUUUACCUUUUCUUAAGGAUUUUUGCGAGAGGAGUUUUCUUUCAAUUUACACUCAUUAUGCUCAAAGGGUAAAAUAUCUUUAA